ACUUUUGCGAACCGUGCAUUCAGUGCAAAUUAACAAAAUUAUCAAGUUCAAACUACGUGUGGUUGAAACGUUCCGUUUCGUCGAUUCGUUCAUCAGUCGCGUCCACCCGCGACACUAGAUCACUCGCCUCCGUCAAACGCGCGCGAACAUGCAAAAUAUGGCGCGAAAACUCCUCUUACGCGAAAUUAAAAACUUAAAAUGGCAAAGGAAACUUUCAACUAGUGCUGUGUUUAGGAACGAAGAUUUUAUUAUAAGGUCUACUAUUCCUGAUAUUGUUGUGCCUAAAACUAGGUUUGUUGAUCGUUUGUGGGCUGAGUCGGCGGGAUACAAAAAUUUAGUUGCACUGGAAAGCGCUGAAACUAAGAAGACCUACACUUACUCACAGCUGGAAAAGAACACAUCUGCCUUCGCAACUUCUUUGUUAAAGAAGUUCGGUUUGAAACCGGGAGAUGUCGUUGCUGUCAUGUUGCCAAAUUGUCCCGAAUUCCCCGUGGUGGCGUUCGGGAGCUUCCAAGCGGGAUGUGUACUUACGACUGUCAACCCUAUUUAUAAAGAGUUCGAACUCAAACAUCAAAUAACAAUCACGGAGCCAAAACUGUUCAUAACCAUACCAGAAUGCUACGACAUCGUUACAAAGUCAUUGAAGGCGGCUAACAUACAAGCAAAAAUAGUCCUUGUUGACAAUCCUAGCAAACCAGUGCCUGAUGGUGUUGUGAGAUAUUCAGAAGUCGCUGAAUCGGGUGAAGCUGAUUUUGGGCUAUUAGACAAGGUGGAAAGGAAAGGGGAUGAUGUAGCCUGCAUUCCAUUUUCUAGUGGAACUACUGGACUUCCCAAAGGAGUGGAAAUAACCUUCGACAAUAUUUUAGCUGGGAUGGAAGUUAUGCAUCAAAAAGAAAACUGCUUUCCUCACGUAGCCAAUAGUGAUUUCCAAGAUAUUCUUCCUGCAUUCCUGCCAUUCUUCCACAUCUAUGGACUGGUGAUUGGUCUCAUGGGCCAUUUGUCUAAGGGCUGCAAAUUGGUGACCAUGGCUAAAUUCUCAGCUAGCUUGUACUUGGACAUUUUGAAGACACAACAAACUACGCUGCUGUAUAUCGUUCCUCCUGUUGCGAUACUCCUGGGCAAGCAUCCAGAUGUGAAUGAAGCUCACUACCGUUCCGUCCGACACAUCAUUUGCGGUGCUGCGCCGUUGGCUGGAUCUGAUGUUGAAGCUAUUUUACACAAGAGUAAACGACCAAUUGAAUUCAACCAAGGCUUCGGUAUGACGGAGACUACGUCUUUGGGUACAUCGACCUUCAAGGGAACUAAGAAUGUGGACUUCAAUGCCUGUGGUGUUCCCAUGGCGAGUGUGCAGCUGAUGUUUGCUGAUCCUAUCACUGGAAAUCCUGUGCCUGUUGGGCAAUCUGGAGAAAUGUACAUCAAGAGUCCUACAGUGAUGAAGGGAUACCACAAAAACCCCAAGGCGACAGAAGAAACGAUGACCAAGGACGGUUUCUUCAAGACUGGAGACUUGGGCUACUUCAAACCAGGCGUCGGAUUAUUUAUUACUGAUAGGAUAAAAGAACUGAUUAAGGUCAAAGGCAUGCAAGUAGCACCAGCUGAACUAGAAAGUCUCCUACGGACACACCCAGCAGUGCAAGACGCAGCUGUCAUCGGUGUACCUCAUGAAUUCUACGGAGAAGCACCAAAAGCCUUCAUCAUCAGAAAGAAUGGUCUGAAGAUCACAGAAGAAGAGCUACAAGACUUUGUAGCGAGUAAAGUAGCAGUAUACAAGAAGAUUGAGGAAGUUAUGUUCGUUGAUGAAAUCCCUAAAACCGCGUCUGGUAAGAUCUUGAGGAAAGAAUUGAAGAAGAUGUACGCGUAGUAGUGGAAGACUUUGCUGACUUAGAUGCUUCUGGAUUAAGGACUGAAUCAGAUCUGAAUUCACUUUGCUGAAAAGAUAAUGAACAUGAAUGCUUUGUUAAAAAUGAGCUACUUAUUAAGAUACGGGUUGGUCCGAAGGAUAAAAAGCAUUCUAUGGAAAACUAAAUUGUUUUCUGAGAAAAAUGAAGGACUUGCGAGAUUUCUUUUAGUUAAAAGACAAAUCAAAAGCAAGUAAAUGGAUUUUGUGUCUCGCAAAGUUGAAGAGGUAUUAGGGUUUAGUCUAAUCCAGUGGCAGAAAAGUUAGCAAUACCUCAAGUGCCUUAACGUAUGUUUUAGAAAAUGGGACGUUUUCUGGUUACUAUGUAAUUGUUCAGUAAUAUAUGUAAGUAUAUAGGUACAAGUUAGGUUGAGGUUAUUAAAAUAUCUGCCAUAUUUGAUUGUAUAUAAAAAUCAAAUUCCUUUAUCCUAAUCAUUGUAUAGUAACGGUUGUUGCUUAGCAAAACUGACUUCUAUUAUCUUUAUCAUUAUGACGGGUAUUUGAAUAAUCUAUUGUUGUAAAUACUUUUAAUGUAAUGAAGGUUGGAUUGCUAGGAGCUUAUUAAUAUUAUUUGUUGGUUAGGUAAUGGAGUGCCUUUGAAUUUUUAUCCAUAGGACUUUGUAUGAUGCUAAUUCUGUUAAACGUAGGACAAAAGUCUUUCAAAUCAAUUUUAUAACCGAAUGAGAACGAGAACUGUUCCUUCUUUUCUCUUUGAAUGAUAUCUUCUCACACUGAUUCUUCUCGGGUUGGGCACAUGAGCAUAGCCUGCCAGAAAACUAGCUGUCCUCCUCUUGUAUCUUCUUUUGUGGUUUAUUGUUUUGUUUGUUUAAAGUGAUUCAUCAGUACUUGUACUACUAUGUACUUGGCCAUAGGCAUAGUACAUAGUAGUUUCUUAAUUUUUGUAUGUAAGUGAGUCGUCCUGAAUUACUUUUGAGUCUCAGAUUUAAACCAGAUUGCAAUUUUACUCAAAAACAGAAUUAGCGUCAUUAAGUUCUCUGUCCACUAUCGCAUUGUUAUCGCAUUUAAUUUGUUAAAGUUUUGGAGGAUUUAGUGUAAACAGUUUAAUUAUAAUGAGCGUUGAAUACAUUGGGAGAUAAACCUCGAAUAACAAGUCAUUGAUAUAAACUGUAAAGUAAAUUUUCUGGAUUUUGGAUUAUCUGGUUACCGUAAUAUACCUAAGUUGAAUAAAAAUUGUGAAUUUCUUUUUAAUAGUUAUGGCUUAUUGUAAAAGACCUUAAUAUGAUUCCUUACCAAAUCAAAUAAUACUUUUGAAUUUGGUAAAAUUGUUUGAGGUGGAAAAAUUAUUCAAUGACUUCUCCCAUCUUGGGCGAGGCGAGAGGGAGUGUCAGACUUCCACUGACUAAAAACCACCCAGUUUCUACUCUUGCUUUUCGAGCCGGAGCCCCGGUAACCCGCUAGGUAGUCCGCAGCUCCGGGAAAAUUACUUUGUUUAUAUGUUUUUUUUUUUCAAUUUCCUUUGGUAGCCUUAUCCGGAUUUUAUAUAACCUUUUUUGUAAUAUUGAUCUCUUUAUAGAAAAGACAGCCAAAUGUCUGUGUGUCAUAAUAAUACACUUUUCUACCUAUAUGUUGUCCUUGAAAAUGUCAUUAAGAACUUUAAAAAAAUAUUCACGUAAAAAAUGCUACAUAAUAUUUUGUAAAUGUGUGCAUAAACUACCUAUCUAUUAUUAAGAGAAUCGUUUUUAUAUUUUAGUUUUUAAGGAAUAAAUUAAUUUUAUAAAAACAAA
Spodoptera frugiperda (fall armyworm) is the source of this 3642-nucleotide messenger RNA. RefSeq lists its product as uncharacterized. The transcript is spliced from 8 exons. Lineage: Eukaryota; Metazoa; Arthropoda; Insecta; Lepidoptera; Noctuidae. The coding region runs from base 149 to 1861 and encodes 570 amino acids. Gene Ontology annotation, cellular component: mitochondrion. Gene Ontology annotation, biological process: fatty-acyl-CoA biosynthetic process; long-chain fatty acid metabolic process. The record is from RefSeq and is a predicted model, not a curated record. Gene Ontology annotation, molecular function: long-chain fatty acid-CoA ligase activity.